ACGCGCCGAUUCAACGCAAUCGGGUUCGCGGCACUUGAAAGUUUCAAUGCUAUUCAGAGCCACGAGACGCAUCGGCGUCCUUCGGUUCGUUGUAUUUAGUUGACGUCUGCUACGUCUGACGUGUCGCGUCUGCGGUUUGUGUUAAAGGUCUGUUCGAAGUUUGGCCUGUGUCUGUUUGUCCACGUGCUGCUGUGUUAGACGGCAUGAGCUGGACGAACAGAAUGGCUCGCCACGGGAGCGAGCGUUCGUUGCACACGUUGAGUUUGUCUUCUUCGAGAAGUUCCGGAGGUCAACCUUCCGCUACCGGGGCAAAUCAGUCUCUGGAUUACGUCGUGAAUUCAAAGUCACCAGGUUCGUCUGCCCCGAAUUGCGGCCCUCCCUCGCCCCUAACACCGUCUCCCACUUCCGCCGAGCAUUCUCGCAUACCCAGACCAUCCCCUGCGCCUUUGAGGCGCGCCGGAAGUCUACGCGUGCGCGGGGAACAUUCCCUGGGACACCAGCAUCACAGGACCCCCGUGGGUUCAGCCGUCCACAAUCUCCAGGGGAGCACAAGACACCCGCAGGAGUUCUUCCCCGCCAUCACGGAGAAUGGAGUCAGCUCACCCAGGCACCGAUCUCUCAGUUUGUCACUGACACCGGUGCGGCCGCGAAAUAGCAACGCGGCCGCAAGCCUGGGAGCUGAUGAUAGCGAUGCGGAUAGUUUGAAGAGUUACGGAAGUGCUUGUAGCACAGCCAGCGCUUGCGACCAUGCACUUUUUGCGCUAAACGGAACGACAUGGUCCGGAAAGUCACGAAAAUACGUGGUCCACUGUUCUAAUCACAAUAGUGAUACGGAACGGUAUCUCACACCUACGCAACGAGCGGCCAGGCAAAUCAGAAAACUACAAACUCUUCUAAAUGACGCUAAGAAAGAUCUCGAAGAGAAGGAUCGAGAAAUCUUUAGAUUGGCAAAAGAAGUGGUGGAGCUCCGUUUGUACAAAGCAUCGCUUAACAGCCCGGACGACAGAACAGACAGCAGCGAUGCUCUGACCGUCCGAGAAAAUAAUCCUCUUUCUCCCGAAUCCCCCUGCAAAGAUCUACCAGAUGAGGGGUGCCUAAAGUCCCCUACUAACUUGGAGGGUCCUGAAAAAAUAACUUCCGAUCUGCCGUCGUCAUUGGCUGACUCUGGACACUUCGAAGACAGUUCGGUUCACUCUAAAGACUCCGCUUGUUUUCCUACCACUAAUAAUACAUUUUCAACAACUAGAGAAAAUAACGAUCGCGAUGAGGAAAGACGAAGGAUCGUUAAUAUGUACGAAAGUAGGAUAGAGGAGAUGCAUCGCACGCACAUUGACGAAUUACAAGCACUGAAGCAAAAGCAUAAUGAUAAGGUGGAGAAUCUCCUCACGCAAUUAUCUGAAAUAAAUAUUCGAUAUUGCGAAGUACGUCCGAACAUGGAUGCUGCGGAAACACGUACACGAGAACUUGAGGCUGAAUUAGAGGCUGUGAAGAAGCAGCUUAAAGAACAGAACCUUUUAUUGGAUGAGCAGGAGGAAAGAAAUAAACAGAUGUACCUGAAAAUGUAUGCCAAAGGCCAAGAAGCUGCUCGUAUAGAACAAGCUGACCAGAUAUUAGAGCAAGCGCAUCAAACGCCGUCGAAAGUCUCCGUACCUGAGCUGCUCCAGCAGUUAACCAUAACGAAGGCAGAAUUAGAGAAUAUUAAGGAUACAAGCUACACGCCUGAACCUCACAUUUCAGCCGAUAGUAGCAAAACUUUGUUAAGCGCUAAGGAGGCUGUUUCUCUCUGGGUCCUUGGCGUUCGUAAGGCAAUGUAUCGGCGGAUAAUCGAAUCACGAAACAGCCAGGAAACCGUUGACCCAGAAAUCACCUUACAAUUCUUGAAAUCAGCAGUGUACUACUUUCUCACAGACAGAGAAAACCAUAAUGGCCACUUAAAUGCCAUCGAAAGUAUCCUCGGUUUCACAGAAUCCGAGAAACUCAACAUCGACAAGCUUUAUAGAUCCCUUAGAAAAUAGUUAUUUAAUCAAAAACUAUGCCUUCGUUGUUGUCCAUAUGUUGUUAAUGAUGGUGUAUGGUGCUGUCCAUUGUGAUGGCACAAAAAUCUCCCUUAUAUUUAUCUUCAAGGGCACUAUUUAUGCCUUGAAAAUACGGACAAGUUUCACAUCAGAGAAAUGGAAGUACAAUUCGUACCACUAGUUUUAUCUAUUCUUACAAACAGCGUGAGUAAGUUUUCCCAGUGAAUAGACGUUCAUGUUUUAACAAAGGUCAUGCAGAAAUAUACUUAUUGUUAGAGUUGCCGAAAAAUUCAUGAUUCAAAGAGGUUCGGAUGCUCACAACUUUCAGUUCAUAACAAAACGUGUCAAGCGGCAGCCCUUCCCAUUUCGGUUUAUCUAAAAUUGCGAUUGCCUUUGCCAAAGGCAGCAUCAGACAUCAACCUUUAUCUUGCUGCUACUGGAUAGCGAGCCGUAUCAAUGUAUGUCAUCUAUCAUAAAUUUAGAUAUUUUCAUGUUCUGAGAUUUGUAACUACACAUACUUAGUCAGUGGACUAUUUCUUAUCCAAUUUAUUAGGCAUGUAUUUGUAAAGUUAAAAUUAUGAUAAUUUUAUAAUCCAAAGAGAUUUACUAUUCCUAUUCAUUUACAAUUAGCAACCUAAUAGACUGCGGUGAGAAAUAUAUUAUACACGUCUUUUUAAGAAGUAAAUAUAUAUGUUACUUAUUUAGAAGAAAAAAAACAAAUUCAAUUACAUUUUAAAAUUAUCCUAUAGCAAUAUUAUAAAUUUGAGACUUAAAAGUUUUAUGCACGACUAAUGGUACUUAUCAUCAUUCUACUUGUAAAUGUAACGUAUGAUUGUAAAAUGGAACAAAUGUUUUUCUUGCAGAAGUCUGCAAGGAUUCCAUUACCUCCAUUUUCAUCAAUACGAAUUAAACAUAAUUUUGAAUCUAAGAAAUAUCGACCCAAUCCCCAAAUUCAAUACAGACAUUACAAGUUUAUUUGAACAUUGCAGAACCAAGUAUACCUUAGUUAAGCUUUAACCCUGGUGAAAUGACGUCCAGAUAAGAUAAAAAUGAGGAGACUGAAGGAAAUAUCUUGCCUUUAAUUCUGUGUUUGUCAAAUUAGAAGCUCAUCACAAGUGGGUUUGCAUCGCAAAUGCUCACAGAUACCUUGCCACAAUUGUCUCACAUCGCCUCCACUGUUUAAUCCCAUGUAUGCGAAGUUUCAUUAACUGCAAAAAUGGAGUUGCAGCAUUUCGCAAUCGAAGAAAAGUUUGACUUCUGUACUAAACCCCCACUUGUUGACUUUGAAAUUGGUUUUUCACUCAACAGGUAUAGUGCAUACCUCAGUGCGAUUUUUCAAAGUAUAUAUUCAUAAUCAAGUAAAUUGAUUGUGCUCAAAGACUUAUAAUUUUAUAUUUACGUGAGCAGAUUGCAAACCCAUGUGUAAUAUCUGAUUAGGGCUUGAGCAUUCCUAUUUUAAGCAGUUUUAUGUAUACUACAUAGGCCUAGUUAGUUCAUAGUACCGAUGCACCCGAUGUGGGAAAGAGCAGCUUUUUUAAAUUCCCUGCUGUACACUAUUUUUACUUCAGUACUAAUAUCAAUUUAAGACUACCAUUAAGCAGCAUUUAACUGCAUGUUACUAGCAUACCAGGUAUGAACUAUGCUGAUAAAUAAAAAAUAUAUUCUAUA
Molecule: messenger RNA, 3683 nt
Organism: Athalia rosae (coleseed sawfly)
Lineage: Eukaryota; Metazoa; Arthropoda; Insecta; Hymenoptera; Athaliidae
Gene: qtc
Product: protein quick-to-court
Exons: 8
Coding region: 204-2015 (603 amino acids)
Source: RefSeq, a predicted model, not a curated record